CAUGAGGCUGGCCAGAAGCGCUUGGCAUUUGGCACUGCUGCUGCUGGCGUGGGUCAACCUGGCGAGCUCUGGAAACGGGAACGGUCAAGGGAGACGCGGCGGUGGUGGCGAAAGGCGGAGGAAGCUUCACCGCGUGCAAAACGGGCAGUGCAGCUAUACCUUCAUCCUGCCCGAGAUGGAGAGCUGUCAGGAGCAGAUGAGCGGGACCCACGGGGUGCAGCGCGACUCCCCGCCGGCCGACAGCGAGUGGUCUGUUCAGAAGCUGCAGCAUCUGGAGACGGCCAUGGAAAACAACACGCAGUGGCUGCAGAAGUUAGAAAACUACAUCGAGCAGAAGACAGGGAUGGUGCACAUUCAGGCCGAUGCUGUUCAUAACCAAACGGCCACCAUGCUGGAGAUCGGCACCAACCUGCUCUCUCAGACAGCAGAGCAAACCAGGAAACUCAAUGUGGUCGAAGCCAAGGUUAUGAACCAGACAUCAAGAAUUGCUAUUCAGUUAUUAGAGAAUUCAUUGUCAACAAACAAACUGGAGAAGGAGCUCAUAACACAGAUUUCAGAAAUCUCUAAACUUCGAGACAAGAACAGUCAUCUGGAAAGUAAGGUGUUGGUCCUGGAGUCGCAGCAGAGGACAGAAUUGGAAGACAUGAGGGAGGAGAAGGAGCGACUACAGGACCUGGUGAAGAGACAGACGGCUGCUAUUACGGCUCUGGAGAGACAGCUGAGAGCGGCCAGCAGCAAUAACUCAGCCCUGCAGAAACAACAUCAGCAGCUCAUGAAGUCCGUACACACACUUAUUGGCAUGGUGUCUUCUGGGACAGGCAUUACGCCAAAUGAGCAGCGCUUCCGAGACUGUGCUGAGGCCUAUAAAUCCGGUCACAACACCAGCGGCAUCUACCACAUUUACAUCGGAGACAUGACGGAGCCAACCAAGGUCUUCUGUGAUAUGGUGACAAGUGGAGGUGGCUGGACUGUAUUCCAGCACAGAGCCAAUGGAAGUGUGAACUUUCAGAAAGGCUGGAAAGACUACAAGCUGGGAUUUGGUGAUCCUAGCGGAGAGCACUGGUUAGGUAAUGAGGCCAUUCACCUGAUCACCAGUCAAGCCAAGUACUCCCUCCGAGUGGAACUGAAGGACUGGGAGGAGAACGGGGCAUAUGCACUGUAUGACAAAUUCCAGCUGACCAGUGAAAAACAACAGUACAGACUCUUGCUAGGGAGCCAUAGUGGAACAGCAGGACAGAAAAGCAGCUUAGCAUUAAACGGCACAGGCUUCAGCACUCGUGACGCUGACAACGACAAGUGCGAGUGCAAGUGUGCUCUCAUGAUGACUGGAGGGUGGUGGUUUGAAGCUUGUGGUAUGUCCAACCUGAACGGCAUCUACUAUACCAUCGGUCACAACAUCCGCAAACUCAAUGGCAUUAAAUGGCAUCACUUCCGAGGACCCAGUUAUUCACUCCAGUCCACUUCCAUGAUGAUACGACCCGCUGAUUUCUGAAGCCAAUGAACCAGCAUUGCCACAAGACUGUCAUAAUGUAGGACAGAAAGCAGACAAAAUUAAGUGGAAACAGAUUUAAAAAAUGCCAUUUAAUGGAUGAACAGUGAUGAUUUACUGCAAAUCCAAGAGCUGGAGUGGACUCUUUGCCACCAUUCAUCUAUGCCACCAUUUUCAUUUUACACAUAACUGUACAAAGACGCUUCACCUUCACAGCUGCUCUAGCGUAAAUUCAUUCGUCUCUUAUAACCUGAAACAUUCUCAGUGACGGAGAUUUCUGCUGAACAAGGAUCCUCACUGUGGCAUGAAAUUAUUCCAAAGGAAAACCUUUCGAACUUGAGGAGGCUGAAGAUUUUGGAGCAGUUUUACAGAAACCAGAGGAUUAUUGAGGAUUAUUUUUUCUGUUUUGUAAAAGAUAAUGGCUGUUAAAGGGAUAGUUCACCCAAAAAUGAAAAUGUACUCACUAUUUACUCUCCCUCAAAUGAUUCCAGAACUUAGAUUCACAAAAAAAAUACACAAAAGAAGAUAUUUUGAAGAAUGAUUAAAAACCUGUAACCAUUGACUUAUAUUGUAGGAAAAACAAAAACUAUGAAAGUCAAUGGAUACAGGUUUUCAGCAUUCUUCAAAAUAUCUUCUUUUGUGUUCAACAGAAGUAAGAUCCCAGCAGGCACAAAAUAUCAUAAAUGUUAGUAUGAGGUUAGAUUUAGGUUGUGACACCAGAUGAACAAAAUGCAAUGUCUAACCACCAGCGUCUAAGAACAACAUUAUCUUGACGUCCAAUAAUGAUGUCAAAUGACGUUGAUAUUUGGUUGAUUUUAGGCUGUGUUGGAAAGUGACCAAAAUCCAACGUCAAGCCAACAUCUUAAACCAGCGUCAUAUUGACGUCAAACUCUGACAUUUAUUUGUCAGGUAUGGGAACCAAAAUCCAGCAUCUGAUAGACGUCGUAGUGGUAUAGUAAACACAACGUCAAGCUGUAACAUCAUUAGACGUUGAUAUUUGGUUGAUUUUUGGUUAACCAUUGUUCAUUGACAUCAGCCUGACAUCAGCCUGACAUCAGCCUGAAUUUUCAUUUCCAAAUAAAAUGCAACUCAUAAAGGUUUGAAAGUAAAUGAUGACAUAAUUAAAACACUCCCUUUAAAUACUAAGUGAAGCAGCUGACUAGAGGUUAAAAUUUUCUUGAAUUUUAGCUUAAUUCUUAAACUCCUCAGAGCCGCAUUUUAAAAUAACAACUUACAGUUUAAAAUGACUUUUCUUUUAUGUGAAUAUAUUUUAAAAUGUAAUUUAUUCCUAUGAUGCAAAUCUGUAGUUUUAGCAUCAUUACAGUAUUUAGUGUAACGUAAUCCCUUAAGGCAGGGGUGUUUCUGGAGGGCCACAGCUCUGCACAGUUUAAUUCCAACCCUGCUCCAACACACUUACCUGUAGGUUUCAAACAAGCCUGAGGGACACAAUUAGUUGGAUCAGGUGUGUUUAAUUAGAGUUGGAACUAAACUGUGCAGAGCUGUGGCCCUCCAGGAACUGUGUUUGACACCUGUGCCAUAAGUAGGGCCAGACGGAAUCUGCAGACGAUUUUUGCUAUAUCUGCAGAGAAUUUUUGGUAUAAU
Messenger RNA from Danio aesculapii, 3091 nucleotides. It is a transcript of the gene angpt4, whose product is annotated as angiopoietin 4. NCBI's taxonomy places the organism in Eukaryota, Metazoa, Chordata, Actinopteri, Cypriniformes, Danionidae. The record is from RefSeq and is a predicted model, not a curated record. The transcript has 9 exons. Bases 2 to 1492 code for a protein of 496 amino acids.